Molecule: messenger RNA, 906 nt
Organism: Aspergillus terreus NIH2624
Lineage: Eukaryota; Fungi; Ascomycota; Eurotiomycetes; Eurotiales; Aspergillaceae
Product: urate oxidase
Exons: 3
Coding region: 1-906 (301 amino acids)
Biological process (GO): purine nucleobase catabolic process; urate catabolic process
Cellular component (GO): peroxisome
Molecular function (GO): urate oxidase activity
Source: RefSeq, a predicted model, not a curated record
AUGUCGCAAGUCGCUGCUGCUCGCUACGGCAAGGACAAUGUCCGCGUCUACAAAGUCCACAAGGACGAGAAGACCGGAGUCCAGACGGUGGUCGAGAUGACCGUCUGUGUUCUCCUCGAGGGAGACAUCGACACCUCUUACACCAAGGCCGAUAACAGCGUGAUCGUCGCUACCGACUCGAUCAAGAACACCAUCUACAUCCUCGCCAAGCAGAACCCGGUGACUCCCCCCGAGCUGUUUGGCACCAUCCUGGGCAACCACUUCAUCCAGAAGUACCCGCACAUCCACGCCGCCCACGCCCACAUCAUCACCCACCGCUGGACCCGCCUCAACAUCGACGGCAAGCCGCACCCGCACUCCUUCUACCGCGACAGCGAGGAGAAGCGCAACGUGCAGGUCGACGUCGUCGAGGGCCAGGGCGUCGACAUCCGCUCGUCGCUAUCCGGCCUCACCGUGCUCAAGAGCACCAACUCGCAGUUCUGGGGCUUCCUGCGCGACGAGUACACCACCCUCCCCGAGACCUGGGACCGCAUCCUCAGCACCGACGUCGACGCCGCCUGGCAGUGGAAGCGCUUCGCCAGCCUCGACGACGUGCGCUCUCACAUCCCCAAGUUCGACGCCACCUGGCAGGCCGCCCGCGACAUCACCCUCAAGACCUUUGCCGAGGACAACAGCGCCAGCGUCCAGAACACCAUGUACAAGAUGGCCGAGGAGAUCCUCGCCCGUCAGCCGCUCGUCGAGACCGUCGACUACUCUCUGCCCAACAAGCAUUACUUUGAGAUUGACCUCAGCUGGCACAAGGGCCUCCAGAACACCGGCAAGAACGCCGAGGUGUUCGCACCCCAGACCAACCCCAACGGCUUGAUCAAGUGCACCGUCGGCCGCACGUCUAAGCCCAAGCUGUAA